This is a messenger RNA of Odocoileus virginianus texanus, 5623 nucleotides long. The record is from RefSeq and is a predicted model, not a curated record. NCBI's taxonomy places the organism in Eukaryota, Metazoa, Chordata, Mammalia, Artiodactyla, Cervidae.
UGCUAGGCGUGCUGUCCUGGCGUCCUGUCUGUCCGUCCGAUUGCGACACGAUCAGGGAGGCCACGAAGGGGCCGUCAGUACUCGGUCGCGGUCGCAUAGACGCGGCCUCGGCAUGAAGUCCCGCAGGGACAAGCUGCACAUCCCGGCGUUGACCCUCGAUCUGUCUCCAAGCAGCCAGAGCCCGUCCUUGCUGAGUCCCAGCAGCCCCUGCAGCCCCUGCAGCCCCUCGCUGGGCCUGCACCCCUGGAGCUGCCGCAGCGGGAACCGCAAGAGCCUGGUGGUAGGAACGCCCUCACCCACCCUUUCUCGGCCCCUGUCACCACUGUCCAUCCCAACAGCAGGCAGCAGCCCCUUAGAUAGUCCUCGGAAUUUCUCAGCUGCCUCUGCCAUCAACUUCCCUUUCGCACGGAGGGCCGACGGCAGAAGAUGGUCCCUCGCGUCGCUCCCAUCUUCUGGCUAUGGAACCAACACGCCCAGCUCCACUGUCUCGUCGAGCUCAUCCUCUCGGGAGCGCCUCCACCAGCUUCCUUUCCAGCCGACACCGGACGAACUCUGCUUCCUGUCCAAGCAUUUCCGCAGCUCAGACAGUGUGGCUGAUGAGGAGGGCGGCCACCGCUCACCUCGCCUCCGCCCCCGCUCCCGCAGCCUCAGCCCUGGACGCACCACAGGGACCUUCGACAAUGAGAUCGUAAUGAUGAAUCAUGUGUACCGGGAGAGAUUCCCCAAGGCCACAGCACAGAUGGAGGGCCGUCUGCAGGAGUUCCUGGCCGCCUUCUCGCCUGGCGCCCGGCUGGCACUGGCUGACGGCGUCCUGGGUUUCAUCCACCACCAAAUCAUCGAGCUGGCCCGCGACUGCCUGGCCAAGUCUGGAGAGGCGCUUGUCACCUCCCGCUACUUCCUGGAGAUGCAGGAGAAGCUGGAGCGGCUGCUGCAGGAUGCCCACGAGCGCUCAGACAGUGAGGAAGUUGGCUUCAUUGUCCAGCUCGUCCGGAAGCUGCUGAUCAUCAUUUCGCGGCCAGCAAGGCUCCUCGAGUGCCUGGAGUUUGACCCCGAGGAGUUUUACCACCUGCUGGAGGCUGCCGAGGGCCAGGCCCGAGAGGGCCAGGGCAUCAAGACUGACCUGCCACAGUACAUCAUUGGGCAGCUGGGCCUGGCUAAGGAUCCACUCCAGGAGAUGGUGCCUCUGAGUCACCUGGACGACAGUGGAGGACAGCCGCCAGCGCCCGAGGACGCCCCCGAGAGUCGUGCCCUGGUCGGCCCUUCACGGAGGAAGCCGUGUGAGAGCGACUUCGAGACUAUCAAGCUCAUUAGCAAUGGGGCCUAUGGGGCCGUCUACCUGGUGCGGCACCGGGAAACGAGGCAGCGUUUUGCCAUCAAGAAGAUCAACAAGCAGAACCUGAUGCUGCGCAACCAGAUCCAGCAGGUCUUCGUGGAGCGCGACAUCCUCACCUUCGCCGAGAACCCAUUCGUGGUCAGCAUGUUCUGCUCAUUCGAGACCCGGCGCCACUUGUGCAUGGUCAUGGAGUAUGUGGAAGGUGGUGACUGUGCCACGCUCCUGAAGAACAUGGGCCCGCUGCCUGUGGACAUGGCCCGCAUGUACUUCGCCGAGACGGUGCUGGCACUGGAAUACCUGCACAACUAUGGCAUCGUCCACCGCGACCUCAAGCCUGACAACCUGCUCAUCACCUCGCUUGGCCACAUCAAGCUCACUGACUUCGGCCUGUCUAAGAUUGGGCUCAUGAGUAUGGCCACCAACCUCUACGAAGGCCACAUCGAGAAAGACACCCGGGAGUUCGUGGACAAGCAGGUUUGCGGGACGCCAGAGUACAUCGCCCCCGAGGUGAUCUUCCGCCAGGGCUACGGGAAGCCAGUGGACUGGUGGGCCAUGGGCGUCGUCCUCUAUGAAUUCCUGGUGGGCUGCGUGCCCUUCUUCGGCGAUACCCCCGAGGAACUCUUUGGCCAGGUGGUCAGUGACGAGAUCAUGUGGCCAGAGGGAGAGGAGGCCCUCCCAGCCGAUGCCCAGGACCUUAUCACCAGGCUGCUCCGACAGAGCCCACUCGACCGCCUGGGCACUGGAGGCACCCAUGAGGUCAAGCAACACCCGUUCUUCUGGACGCUGGACUGGGCCGGGCUUCUGCGUCACAAGGCCGAGUUCGUGCCGCAGCUUGAAGCAGAGGAUGACACCAGCUACUUCGACACCCGCUCGGAACGUUACCGCCACCUGGGCUCUGAAGAUGACGAGACUAAUGAUGAGGAGUCAUCCGCAGAGAUCCCCCAGUUCUCGUCCUGUUCCCACCGCUUCAGCAAGGUCUAUAGCAGCUCUGAGUUCCUGGCCGCCCAGCCCACCCCAACUUUCGCUGAACGGAGCUUCAGUGAGGACCGGGAGGAAGGGUGGGAACGCAGCAACGAGGGGGACUAUGGGCGCCGGCUGAGCACCACCGAGGUCCGGCUGAGAUCCUGCACAUCUUCUGGUUCAUCUUGCCACUCAUCCUCCUCCCAGCCUGAGCGGGGCCCCAGCCCAUCUCUCCUGAACACCAUCAGCCUGGACACAAUGCCCAAGUUUGCCUUCUCAUCAGAGGAUGAGGGAGCUGGCCCUGGUCCUGUGGGCCCCAAAAGGCCCAUCUUCAUUCUGGGGGAGCCCGAUGCUCCCCCAGAAGCCACCCCAGUGAUACCCAAGCCCUCCAGCCUUUCUGCUGACACCGCCGCCCUCAGCCAUGCGCGCCUGCGAAGCAACAGCACCGGUGCACGACACUCCACGCCACGGGCCCUGGAUGCCGGCCGGGGCCGCCGCCUCGGGAGCUCGAGGGACUCUGCCCCGGAGAAAUCCAGGACCUCCCCCAGCGGAGGCCGUGUGCCCAAGUCAGCCUCGGUGUCUGCCCUGUCGCUCAUCAUCACCACAGAUGAUGGCAGCGGUGGCCCCCUCAUGAGCCCCCUGUCCCCACGCUCACUGUCCUCUAACCCAUCGUCCCGCGACUCCUCUCCAAGCCGAGACCCUUCCCCUGUGUGUGGCAGCCUGCGGCCGCCCAUCGUCAUCCACAGCUCAGGCAAGAAGUACGGCUUCAACCUGCGGGCGAUCCGCGUCUACAUGGGCGACAGUGACGUCUACACCGUGCACCACGUGGUGUGGAGUGUGGAGGAAGGAAGCCCCGCCCAGGAGGCAACCCCUGUGAGUGGGGAGGGCUCACUGGCUAGGAGGCACACUGGCGACCCUUCGCCAUCAUUCCUGCAGAGUGGCAACAAGAUCGCCCUUCGGACCACAGCGCUGGAGAACACGUCCAUCAAGGUGGGCCCCGCCCGGAAGAACGUGACCAAGGGCCGCAUGGCGCGCAGGAGCAAGCGGAGUCGCCGGCGGGAGACUCAGGACCGGCGGAAAUCGCUCUUCAAGAAGAUCUCAAAACAGUCCUCUGUGCUGCACACCAGCCGCAGCUUCUCCUCCGGUCUCCACCAGUCCCUGUCGUCCAGUGAAAGCCUCCCAGGCUCCCCCACCCACAGCCUGUCCCCCAGCCCCACCACACCCUGCCGCAGCCCGGCUCCCGAUGCCCCAGCAGACACAGCGUCUCCACCCAGCAUAUCCCCAAGCUCCAGCAGCCCUGCAUCUCCAGCUGCCGCUGGCCACACCCGCCCCAGCUCCCUGCACGGCCUGGCCGCCAAGCUCGGGCCACCUCGCCCCAAAGCCGGCCGCCGCAAGUCCACCAGCAGCAUCCCGCCCUCCCCGCUGGCCUGCCCACCUGUGCCCGCGCCCCCACCCCGCUCACCCUCACCCCUGCCAGGGCACCCACCCGUGCCUGCCCGAUCCCCAAGGCUGCGCCGAGGCCAGUCAGCUGACAAGCUGGGUACAGGUGAGCGACUGGACGGGGAUCUGGGGCGCCGCAGCCGCGGGCCGGACUCUGAGCUGGUGAUCAUGCGACGGCUGCAUCUGUCUGAGCGCCGAGACUCCUUCAAGAAGCAAGAGGCCGUGCAGGAGGUGAGCUUUGAUGAGCCACUGGAAGAAGCCACUGGGCCACCCACCUUGGUGCCGCAGAUUGCCGUGGAGGGUGCUGAGGCUGUGUCAGGAGCCUUUGGACCCUCUGGGAAAGACUAAUCUACCUGGCCUCCCCCUGGCCUGGCAGUCAAUGCGUUUUCCGUGGAAUGUGUUUUCCAUAACUGACACCCGGAUGGAGAGUGAGCCACCAGCCUUUGACACCUGAAAGAAGAGAAGCCACCGCAGAUCUUGGCGGAAGGCGGAGACAGUGCCUCCUUCGUGUUUUGGAGCUGGUCGAUCAGGGGCCCGUAGGGGCAGGAAUGGGAGACCAGGGCGGCAUUGUAAAUAGCAGCAAAUCCCUGCAACUAAUUUAUUACUUUUUAUAAGCGAUAGUCAGACUGAGUCGCCACCCUUAAGGCGGCUGCCCGGGUCUUGCCCCAGGCACCUGGGACCCAUUUGUAAACCCUGCCCACCUGGGCUGAGAAGGAAGCACUUUGGACAAGUCAACACGUGUUCGUGUUUUAUGGUUUUCUGUUCUUUUAAAGUUUUGUAUGUGUGUGUUACUCUAUCCCAUCCCUGACUCAAGACCCAUACAUUUGAAGGGAUGCAGCCUAGCUUAUCAGUCCAGGCCCAGUUUGGAUGACUUGGAGAGUCUGUAAACAAUUCCCCUCCACCACAAAACAAAGUAAUUCUGGUGAUGGACUGGAUUCUGCAGGCUACUUCCCACCAUCAUGGCCUCCAUCUCUCGGCCAGCCUUGCUAGAGUCUGCCUCCAGUCCUAUAGGCUUAGGGGUUGUGGGAACUAGGGCUUCGAUGUAUGAGUAGAAGUUCACUAAACAUAGACAGAGGAGUCAUCCACCUCACAGGCAGACACUGUGCCCCAGGAGGCAGAGGCCUCAAAGGGCACUGCCAGUAGGGGAAGAAUGUCCACCCUGGACACAAGGUUUUUUUGUAUUUGAUGCCUACCAGGGUGAGAACUUGACCAUGAUGUGUCUGAAACACCCCCUGGGAAGUGCCCUCGAUAUGUCAGAGCCUUGUUGGGAUGGAAUCUGAAUAAGAAAAUCCAACUGGGGGCAGUGAGGCCCCAGUUGAAAUCUUGGCUUCACUGGCUCUGGGAAAAUGGCUUCCCCACUCUGUGCCUCAGUCUCCUUGUGUUUACAAAACUAAUACUAAUGACUAUUUAUUAAGCACCUACUGUAUGCCAAGCGCUUUUACUUGUGGCUUCUCCCUCAGUCAGCCUUGAGAAGGCUGGAGGUAGUGUUGUCCUCCCCAUAACUAAGGCCUGGCAAGGGGUGGAGACAUGCCCCACGCUUUCCUGGUAAGAGUCAUGCAGCCAGCCCCUGUCCUGGGCAUUGUCAAGGGAGCUGUGGAGAAUCUGUUGUCAGAUACAGCAGACUCCAGCUCCAACCCUCUCCCCUGAAAUGCUGUGUGACCCACCGGGCAUCUCAGAGCCUCCGUUUUCAUUGGGAGAUGGCUAACAUGACGGCUGUGUCCCACAUGACAAGGGCACUUUGCAGGCUCUGGAGCCCACUCUGCGUUCCUUCCGGAGACACCCACACAGCACUGCCUGGUGGUGGAGCUAGAUCAAGGCUGUGCAUGACUUUUGCUCCCGCCUUCCAUCCUGGAGCUGACAGUGAAUAAAAGCUCACAUUUACAAAGAGGA